GGAACCAAAUCAAAUGCUCGCCAACCAGCCACACUGAUUUGGUUCCACACUAAGUCGGCAGGUACCGCUUAGCAGUGAAGUGCACAUGAUAUGCAUUUGACCCAGGUAGCGAUACUAAAAAUGGCAUUCUGUCUAACCACUAAUCAACGAUGGUGCUGCUUGACAGGCGAUGAGUUGCAAAAUAGUCAUGGGUGGCGCGAGCAUCACUGAGCUGGCACUGCCUGUGUCUGUUGAUCAGAAACUCCAUCAUCAAAUCUCGCAAUCACCUAACCGCCAAGGUGCAGCCUCCAGGCCAUUCUACAGUGAGGCCCGUUUUUCCUUCUGCUAGAGUCCAUUUCGCAAUUGUCGCUUAUAAUUCCAGUUUUUUUUCUACAUUUUAUUCGGAUGGCCGGGUGCUUGCUACUAACGAUAUUUGCGAUUGAGCUUCUGUCGGUGUGCUUGGAGGCGGUCGGCUACAGCACGCUAGCGCAGGGCCUCUGGGCCACAUACUGCACGGUGACCGGCAAUCAGAAGGCGGCCGAGCGGCUUUCGCUGAAGGCAUCGAUCACGCAGCUGCGUCGCGACCUGCGUACCGUCAGCUCCGUAGACGAGUUUGCGCGGUGGGCCAAGAUGCGGCGCCGGCUGGACGCGCUGACGGGCAAAUUCGAGUCGGUGUCGAGCGAACUGGCCCUGGAGCGCACGGCGUUUGAGUUGUACGUGAACCUGGCGUUGCGGGUGCUGAUCUACAGCGUACGGUUUAUUGUCAGCGUGUGGUUCUGGCGUGCGCCGGUGUUUUAUGUGCCUAGGAAUUGGUUCUAUCCGGGUGUCUGGGUGCUGGCGAUGCCUGGGGCUCCCAAGGGCAGUGUCAGCGUGGCUGUGUGGGCGGUCGUGUGUAAUCGGGUGUGUAAGCAGAUGGGGAGGAUUGUGAAUCGCGUCUGGCGGCCGGUUGUCGCUGAGAGUGAGCCCCAGCAGCAGCCGCAGCACACAGCAGGUGACGAUCUGAAAAUGGCACUGCUUAUUUGCCAGCGAGAAAGGCGGCAUGAUGGUCACAGCAUGCAUUGGCUAUUCGCCAAGACUCGGCCCUCCAUCUUUUAA
Linderina pennispora is the source of this 1074-nucleotide messenger RNA. RefSeq lists its product as uncharacterized. Lineage: Eukaryota; Fungi; Kickxellomycota; Kickxellomycetes; Kickxellales; Kickxellaceae. Bases 385 to 1074 code for a protein of 229 amino acids. The record is from RefSeq and is a predicted model, not a curated record. Gene Ontology annotation, biological process: tail-anchored membrane protein insertion into ER membrane. The transcript has a single exon.